AUGUCACAAACUAUAGAAUCCAUAUCAUUAGAAUUUAAUAAAUAUCAAACAGAUUUACAAGACUUAAUAACAUCCAGACAAAAAUUAGAAACUCAAUAUCAAGAAAAUCAAAUUGUCCUUAAUGAAUUUAAAAAUUUAGAAUCAAAUGCAAAAAUUUAUAAAUUAACUGGUCCUGUCUUGUUACCACAAGAUUCUAAUGAAGCUAAUUUAAAUGUUGAAAAAAGAUUAGAAUUUAUCAAGAGUGAGAUUGAAAGAGUUGAAAAAAAUGUUGUUGAUGUUCAAGGGAAGUUGGAAGGUAGUAGAAAUAAAUUGAUUGAGAUUAGAACUGCAAUGGCUGCACAACAACAACAACAAUGA
Molecule: messenger RNA, 357 nt
Organism: Hansenula ciferrii
Lineage: Eukaryota; Fungi; Ascomycota; Saccharomycetes; Phaffomycetales; Wickerhamomycetaceae
Gene: YKE2
Product: tubulin-binding prefolding complex subunit YKE2
Exons: 1
Coding region: 1-357 (118 amino acids)
Biological process (GO): chaperone-mediated protein complex assembly; protein folding
Cellular component (GO): prefoldin complex; cytoplasm
Molecular function (GO): protein-folding chaperone binding
Source: RefSeq, a predicted model, not a curated record